AUGAACGGGGGGUGUGGAGACGGGGGAGCGGAGACAGGGACGACGAAAGAGAAGGAAGGAGAUGAGGCGAGGAAUGAGGACGGGAGAGGAAGCAGGUAUGACGCGAGGAAUGACACGGGGGAAAUGAAGCGGUGUAUGAGGCUAGGAAUGAGGCGGGAAGAAGAAGCGGACAUGAGGCAAAGAAUGAUACGGGGAGAGGAAGCGGGGAGAGGAAGCGGACAUGAGGCGAAGAAUGAUACGGGGAGAGGAAAGAGGAUGAGGCGAGAAAUGAGCGGGGAUGAGGCGAGAAAUGAGGCGCAGACGACGACGAGGAGAGUGGCGGAGGGAAACGGAGGCGGGGAGCGAGAGCGGGGAACCAGCGCCGUAUGUGGCCGACAUAGCGCUGGCUCGUCCCCAGUGGCAGAGGAAGCAGUUACUCUUGGGGUGUGGAUUUGGAAGGUCGAUGCCCCCUUGGCGAGGCGGAAGAGACAGCUGACAGAAAGAGGAGAGAGGCGCCGGGAGGAGCGAGACGGGCGGAAAGAGAGAGAUGGAGGUGGAGGAGGGCGAGUUGUUCCCCCCGUCUCCCCACCCCCCCGCGCACGCGCCCGUGGCCGCGCAUCGCACGGGCAGGCAGCGCCUCCAUUGUCCUCAGAGCGGGAGGAACACGCGCCAACUUGUUUCAGCGCAGUCGCGCACAGGGUAACAACUCCCAAGCGGUUGGAACACGGCCGGCACAAUGGAGUCUUGGCGAUUCAAGGAGAACUGGGCGCACGUGGAGAUAAAGCAGGUCGGGACGCGGACAAAUGCAAUAGGUCGCAUGGUGGACGGAAGGGGUUGAUAGGGUCAGAGUGGGGAUGUGAGGGUGAUAAAGGGAUGAGAGGAUACAGGAACGAAGUCAGGCGUGUUGUGAGGAGAGUGAUGGGGCGGCGAGGUGACGGGGAGAAGAGGGGGUGGCAAGGUAACGGUGACGAAGCGAGGGCAACGACGCGAGAGCUGGGGGUGACGAGUGGCGAGACCACGGCCAGGGUGGCGAAGCGAGGGGUAGGGGUAGGCGAGGGUGACGAGGCUGGGGUAACGAGGCCAGGGAGAUGGCGACGAGGUGAUGGCGCGAGGGACGAGGGGAGGGGGCGAGGCGAUGGCAAGAGAAGGGAGGCGAGAGGUGAAGGCGGCGCAGAGCUGCCUGUUGCCGCCUUCUGCUCUUCGCACAAACAGCUCGUAAUUGGUCGCCCCCGCUCCGCUUAA
Molecule: messenger RNA, 1221 nt
Organism: Gryllus bimaculatus (two-spotted cricket)
Lineage: Eukaryota; Metazoa; Arthropoda; Insecta; Orthoptera; Gryllidae
Source: the annotation of a GenBank genome assembly